Molecule: messenger RNA, 1159 nt
Organism: Planococcus citri (citrus mealybug)
Lineage: Eukaryota; Metazoa; Arthropoda; Insecta; Hemiptera; Pseudococcidae
Exons: 5
Coding region: 307-1059 (250 amino acids)
Source: RefSeq, a predicted model, not a curated record
UCAUUCCCAGUAAUUGUGAUUAGCUCGAUGAGUAAACUGGUUGUUCCUGCUGUGUGAUAAUUAACUUAUGUGAAUCAGUGUUUUAUCGAUAUUUUACUGUAUUAUACUGCCGCGAUAAACGAUUAGUACAUAAAUAUGUAAAAAAAUUCUAACGUUGAUUUCGUGUUCAAAUGUAAUUUAUUGUAAGUAUGUAGUUUGUGAAUUGUGGAUAAUUGUUCAUUUCUUAAAUUCGCGCAGUUUCUUAUAAGUAUUGAAAAAAAAAACAUUAUAUUUUACUCCAUCCUAUUUACUUAAUAAGCCCUGAACAUGUGUUUUCCAACGUUGAAACAAACAUGCUGCUGCUGUUCGUUGAAAACAGGAAUGAUUUUUAUUUGUUGUAUUGGUAUUGUAUGGAACUUGAUGUCUUGUUUAAAUGCCUCAAAAACAGAUCCGCCUGAUUUCCUAAAAUUUCUGGACACUCAAUAUUCACUAUCCUAUGGGCAUCAUUUCGUAGAUCAUAGCCAGUUAUACUACGCCAUUCAAAUCUUUGCAUUGAUUUUCGCUUUUUUCGGCGCUGCUUUAGACUCACUUUGCUGCCUAAUUCCAUUGGUCGUGAGUGAAACGCUUAUACUUCUUAUGUAUUUUCUCGAGAUACUCACCUAUUUGUUGAAGAGUUUGAACAACGUUGAAUCGAAAGGAGACCCUCUAAUAGCACUGUUCAUUUUAUUUGUUUACCAUUAUUACGCUUGCGCGAUUAUCUUCAGUUUCUACAGCCAAGUAUCAAAAGGAGAGGAUGGACGCGAACAUGGAAUAUCAGGCGUUAUAAUCACGACAUCGACACAAACUGCAUCAUCUCCUUCUGCAUCUGCUCCAUGUCCGAAUGAUCAAAAUUUGCAGUCGGUUUCUUACGUAAAUUCUCCGUAUGCUACGCAACCUCCUUAUGCUCCUGUUGUCACUCAUGGUGAGCCAUGUUUAAUGUAUCCGCCUAAUGAGUAUGCUCAAACUGCAAUGCCAUCUGCACCUUACUACAUGCCUCAAUCUGUUGGCAUGAAUGAAAAACCACCACCGUAUGCUCCUUGAAGAAAUGCAUGUACUAUAUGCAGACUGUGGGUUGUUUACACUUGUAAGUUCAUACUUGGAAAUUCCAUGUUAAAUAUAAAAUAAAAAAUUAAACGACGAA